UAUUCAGUACAGUUUUGUAAGAGUUCCAGUGAACACUCCUAACAAUUUUGUCCCGUUAAACGCUUAUUCUAUAAAUUAUUUCAUUAAUUACUUAACCGUGAUGUCUGCUCAGUACGGACAUACAAAAAGCCUGAACAUAGCUAUUGUUGGUGGCGGAUUGGUUGGUGCUCUUGAGGCUCUAUAUCUCGCGAAGAGGGGACAUCAUGUGUCGCUCUACGAGUCUCGUGAAGAUAUAAGAAAUACACCCCAUGUCCGGGGUAGAUCUAUAAAUCUAGCGCUGUCGGUGCGCGGGCGCAAGGCGUUGCGGGGUGUCGGCUUGGAGCAACGCGUGGUGGACGAACACGCCGUUCCCAUGAAAGCUAGGAUGAUCCACAAGCCAGACGGCUCUACAUACAUCAUACCGUAUGAUUCUAGAACCAAUCAGUGUGUCUACUCUGUUGGAAGAAACUUCCUAAACAGUGUCUUAUUAGAAGAUUCUGAAAAAUAUACUUCAGUGGAGAAACACUUCGGGCAUAAACUUCUUGAAGCAAACUUAUCAAAAGGCGAAUUAAAGUUCUUGAGAGCUGAUACUAAGGAGAUCGUUCAGGUGAAGUCUGAUCUGAUAAUUGGUGCUGAUGGCGCGUUUUCUUCGGUCCGGAAAGAAAUGAUGAAGCAACCGCUAUUUAAUUUCAGCCAGCACUAUAUAGAGCACGGGUAUACUGAAUUGUGCAUUCCGGCCGAUAAAAAUGGUGGCUUUCAGAUGCCGCCAAACUAUCUCCACAUUUGGCCUCGAGGGAACUUCAUGAUGAUUGCACUUCCCAACCAAGAUUGCUCCUGGACAGUAACACUUUUCAUGCCGUUCAUUAAUUUCAAACAAAUUGACACCGAAAGCAAACUUUUAGAGUUCUUCGAAAAAUACUUCCCGGAUUCGAUACCGCUUAUAGGAGAAAAAAAGCUAAUCGAAGAUUUCUUUGCUGGUAAUGCACAGUCGUUGAUUACAAUAAAGUGUCGACCGUAUCAUACGUUAGACAAAGCCCUUAUAAUUGGUGACGCUGCCCAUGCCGUAGUUCCGUUUUAUGGGCAAGGAAUGAAUGCUGGGUUUGAAGACUGCACUGUUUUGGACGAACUUUUCGAAAAGCAUAAUGAUGAUCCAGUCGAAAUUUUAAAGGAGUUUUCGGAAAAGAGAUGGAAGGAUGCCUUUGCGAUUAGCGACUUGGCGAUGUAUAACUAUAUUGAGAUGCGAGAUCUUGUAAACCGUCCUUCGUACUGGCUCCGAAAAUCGUUUGACGAUUUUCUAUUUUGGCUUGUACCUGAUUUUUGGGUACCUCUUUACAACUCAGUAACGUUUAGUACAAUGCCGUACAGUAAGUGUAUUGAAAACAGGCAAUGGCAGAAUAAGAUGCUGGCAGUAUUCAUAGUUUUAGUGACUGUAAUAACUUUCCUAUUAUAUAUGUAUACUCGGAUGUAAAUACCGUAUGAAAAAUUGUAUUGAUGAAUUAACUGAAGAAAGAAAAUACACAUAAAUUGUUUAAUACAACAGUCAUAUUGAGAAGAUAUGUAAUAGGUUAGAGAAAAAGUUUCAUCGCAUUUUAUAUGAAAAAAACAACAUAUUUUUUUCAAUGUUUAUUUUCAUAUAAUUACAAUAUAUAAUAUUAAAGUGACUUUGUUUAAUGACUUUUUGCCAUCUUGUAGGUAGUGACAUAGUUACUGUAGAAAUUUUGGAACCAAACAAACAUGAUAGCUUAGUAGUAGAUAGUUUUAGCAGUCCUCUUUUGAUCUUAACCUGACAAUGGCAAAAGAAUUCUGAAGACACCGAAACAGGAGGAAAUCUCCCAGACAAACUUUGAAUUUUUGCUGAGUGGCUAAAGAUGUGUAUGGUUAUAUUUGGUGUUAUCGUGUUAACGUGAUGAAAGACCACACCCCUGCUAUUACUCAAUUUCGACCGUUUUCUCUCAAAUUCUUGAUUUAAUCUUAUCAGCUGUUGAUCAUAUUUUUUCUAUGCAUUAUCAAUAUGUUAUUUUGGGAAAAAAUGUUUCACAUGCAUCGUGGUUUCAUAAAACCAAUCAAUUGGUUUUUUAAAGAAAAACUUUUAAGACAUCGCCUCAAAUUUUUUCGUCCAUCUAUGUGCACGUCGCAUUAGUGCGGCCGAUAUUCCGCGGCCGAUGUAGGGGUGAAUUGUGUUAUUAAUUUCAACUACUACUUUCAAGUAAGUCUGGCCACGAGGUCUAAGUCGCCAGAUUUACUUCUUACUAAUGGGCAUGAUAUCCUAACUUGAGGCGUGUCGUGCGAAGGCAUUCGGCGGCAGAAAUCAGCUUAAACAGCUCCUCGGAACACACGCCCUGAUAAAUGCUGUACAAGAUAAACAAUGAUGCGACGUCUCUAUGCAACGCCAAGUGAUCCAGCCGUUCAAAGAGCACUGGGUCCCCACCAAUUCGAGCUGCUCUGCGUUGCACGCGGUCAAAUGGAUCGAGCUGAUACUGGCGUGCGCCAGACCAGAGAUAACAGCAAUACUCCAUGUGUGGCCGGACCUGCGCUUUGUAGAGCGCUAGAAUGUGGGCCGGCUUGAAGUAUUGCCGUGCUCUAUUAAUGACGCCCAGCUUCUUCGAAGCCAAUUUUGCUUUGCCCUCCAGAUGGCUACGAAAUUGGCAAUGGUUUUAUUUAUUUUGUAAUAAAAAUUUUAAAUGGGAUAUCGAAUUUCUUCAUUAGAUUCACUCAGUUUUAUGUAAAGAAAAAUAAAUAAUGUAACAAUAUUUAACAAUUUUGUUUCUUUUCAUUACAUGUAACAUUUUUAAUGUUAUCAAAUAUUAAAACCAAAGAUAUUUUAUUAUUAUUUUUAUUUAUGCGAAAAUGCUUUUUC
Molecule: messenger RNA, 2836 nt
Organism: Leptidea sinapis
Lineage: Eukaryota; Metazoa; Arthropoda; Insecta; Lepidoptera; Pieridae
Gene: cn
Product: kynurenine 3-monooxygenase
Exons: 10
Coding region: 101-1447 (448 amino acids)
Biological process (GO): L-tryptophan catabolic process; quinolinate biosynthetic process; NAD+ metabolic process
Cellular component (GO): mitochondrial outer membrane
Molecular function (GO): FAD binding; kynurenine 3-monooxygenase activity; NAD(P)H oxidase H2O2-forming activity
Source: RefSeq, a predicted model, not a curated record